GCGAGAGGGCAAAAGUCACCUUCAACCUCGGAUUGGACUCCAGACAUUGCAUUUUGGUGUCGGAGCGGCUUGUUGGGUAGAAAGCAUGCAUCACACCGCCAGGAACAGCGCGAACACAACAAACCCCCUAUAAUCCCAUCGCAGCCUCAUCACCAUGCCCGCCAUCAUGCCUCACGUUUCACACAGCCCCCUUUUUGCUUGCUGCGAGGGAAAGUGAUCGACACGCUCAGCAAACUCUCUGCGAUGGCGAAUGUUUAUCCUCCCGAGACCGACGAGGACGGCGUCGUGACGUCCUGGGUGCCACUUGCCACCACCUUCACGCCAUCCGUGGGCUGCGAGAGCAAGUUCCGCCUCAACGGGAUGAGCCUCGUCGCCUACGACCCGGGAUACGGCCUCGACAUCGACUCCAAAGUGAAAUGCCAGCCGCCGGCGGUGACGACGUGGUGGGAGCAGGGCCGGCUCGGUCGUGGGAACGACGAGGGACACACCGCCGCCAGCAUCGGGCCGCUCAAAUGCCCAAAUGCGUGGGAAACGGUGGCCAUGUCGGUGAACGGGAUCAGUACCCACGCGAUGUGCUGUCCGCCGGACUACUCGCUCGCGAAUGGCGUGUCUGGCAUGAUUGCUGGAGACUGCCGGUCCGACAUCCCCUCGGGCGCGGUCCUGACCUAUGCGUCAACGCCACUAGGCGAUUCCGACGGGUGGACAAUCGCCACCACAACCCUGAGCCGACGCUCUUCAGUCGGGGCCAUCGCUGUGGUGGGAUGGAAUAUCGCGUUCGAGACGACGUCGACAACCACCACAUCACCCGCCGCUUCCAACACCGACUCGACUCCGUCCCCCUCCUCAGUCACCUCGACAUUCUUGAGCGAGUUGGGCACUGCUGGCCCCACAGUAGGGCCGGCGGAUGCAGGGUCCAGCGGCAGCUCGUCGGCCGAGACAUCAUCCGGCUUGCCCACUGGUGCGGCUAUCGGUAUCGGCGUGGGCGUUGCCCUAGGGGUCGUCGGACUCGCUGCGCUGUUUGCGACCUUGUACUUGAUACGGUACAGGAAGAGAAAAGCCGAGGCGGCGGCAGCGGCGGCAGCAGCAGCAUCGGUUACACAACCAACCGACAACGGCUACCUCCCACCGCCGCCGCCGAAACCCGCGGAGGCUUACGGCCCGCAUGAGUUGGUGUCCGAACAUGUGCGGUAUGAGAUGCCUGUCUCGCAGCAGCAGUAUUAUAGGCCGUAUGAGUUGCCAUAGCGGGAGCCGACACGGAGUAAUGGUGGGUUCGGUUUGAGGCGGAGGGUGUUGGAUAACUUGGAUCCAUGAAAGUCAUGAUUUGAACGGGGGUUGGGGUUGGGAUUUCGUGUCGAUACCACUGCAUUUGAUUUGAGCUGGGAAAGGCGUUCGGUGCUGGCUUUCUUCGAUUCGAUCACAAUGUAUUUUAACGUUAAUCGGUGAGGGAUGUCCGUCAUAGUCCGGGUAUAAUGUUAUACGUGUUGUUAGUUGACGUGGUUGAUGAUCGAUGUUCUCGUCGGUUUGCAUCCGAUCGAGAUCCACUCCAUCGAGUUCUGGCCAGG
Molecule: messenger RNA, 1562 nt
Organism: Chaetomium fimeti
Lineage: Eukaryota; Fungi; Ascomycota; Sordariomycetes; Sordariales; Chaetomiaceae
Exons: 2
Coding region: 244-1242 (332 amino acids)
Source: RefSeq, a predicted model, not a curated record